Magnolia sinica is the source of this 864-nucleotide messenger RNA. RefSeq names its product thaumatin-like protein. The record is from RefSeq and is a predicted model, not a curated record. Gene Ontology annotation, biological process: defense response. Gene Ontology annotation, cellular component: extracellular region. Bases 48 to 734 code for a protein of 228 amino acids. The transcript has 2 exons. Lineage: Eukaryota; Viridiplantae; Streptophyta; Magnoliopsida; Magnoliales; Magnoliaceae.
CACCUACAUUUUACAAAUAUACGCCCAUCUUUUUGAUAGAUCCAUACAUGUCUCUCCCAAACCUCCCACUCUUUCUCCCUCUCUUUCUCCUCCUCAUCCUCCCUCUCCUCACCACCUCCACCCAUGCAGCCACUUUCGAGAUACGAAACCAAUGUCCGUUCACCGUCUGGACCGCAGCUGUCCCAGGUGGGGGCCAACAGCUAGCCCGGGGCCAAUCAUGGACCAUCAACGUAAGCCCGGGCACGGCUGGGGCCCGCAUCUGGGGCCGGACCGGGUGCACCUUCGAUGCUAACGGUCGAGGCCGUUGCCAGACAGGCGACUGCGGCGGACUCCUCCGCUGCCAGGGGUUCGGCCAGCCACCGAACACUCUGGCCGAGUACGCUCUCCGGCAAUUCAACAACCUCGACUUCUUCGAUAUAUCGCUCGUUGAUGGCUUCAACAUCCCUAUGGACUUCAGCCCUGUAUCUGGCGGUUGCACACGCGGCAUAAGAUGUGCGGCUGAUAUCAACGGUCAGUGUCCAGCUCAGCUGCGGGCCCCGGGCGGGUGUAACAACCCAUGUACGGUUUUUAAGACAGAUCAGUACUGUUGCAAUAGUGGGUCAUGUGGGCCCACUGACUACUCUAGGUUCUUUAAGACCCGUUGCCCAGAUGCAUAUAGCUAUCCUAAGGAUGAUAAAUCCAGCACGUUUACUUGCCCAUCUGGUGCUAACUAUAGGGUUGUGUUUUGUCCAUGAAACCCUCUCUCUGGGCUCAGCUAUGUUAAGAACCAAAAAAUAACAUCUUUUGAAAUCAGAUGUAAGGUUUCAAAACGCUAGUGAAAUAAAAUGGGUCCCAUCAUGUGGCCCAUGACCCCAUGUUUUUGCA